Effrenium voratum is the source of this 738-nucleotide messenger RNA. The record is from the annotation of a GenBank genome assembly. NCBI's taxonomy places the organism in Eukaryota, Dinophyceae, Suessiales, Symbiodiniaceae.
AUGAGGAAGCGCCAUGACGGACCGGAGCUGGGCUCGCUGCUCAAGAACCUGGUGCUCAAGCCAAAGCCCAGCGAUGCCUCCGACCCCGAGGUCCCCGUGACACCACACGUUGUUGCCGCAGCUCGGGGCACCUCCGUGGUGAUGACGCCGGCGCGCUGCGAUCGAACUGUGAGGACACGCGAGGCGGACCUGGUGCCGCCCGAAGAGGCUCCGAUGCUUGGGGAGGUGAAGGAGGAGGCAUGUGCCGAGCCUGCGAUGGAGGAGGAGCCGGAGGAGAUGAUGCAGAUGCCUCCACCCCUCAUAGAGCGGUCCAGGUCCCCCCCUCGCGACCGGGGCCUGGGGCGACGCCUGCAUGGCUCGGUGGUGCAGCACAUCAACAAGAACGCCCCAGUGAAGUUCGAUGCCUGGACGAGCCGUGCGCCGGCCAACAAGACGGUGCCCGGGCUGAUGGUGGCCCCGGCCGAAGUUUGGGAGCGUGCGGUGGACGAGAAGCGGAACGCGGUGUACUUCUGGGAGCAUGUGACCCAAAAGGCGUCUUGGGACCCGCCCGCAAACCACCUGGGGUGGUGGGAGCGCGUCCAGGAUCAGACGAAUCGCCUGGAGUUCUUCUGGAACUCUGCCACCCAAAUCACGGUUUGGCACCUGCCGCUCAACGACACCCUUCCGAGUGCCGGCGGGCAACUAGCUCUGCCUGCGCUUCCCUGGGCCGACCCAAAGGAGGAAACGGAGGUCGUUUGA